Molecule: messenger RNA, 3214 nt
Organism: Tupaia belangeri chinensis (Chinese tree shrew)
Lineage: Eukaryota; Metazoa; Chordata; Mammalia; Scandentia; Tupaiidae
Gene: PLS1
Product: plastin 1
Exons: 16
Coding region: 203-2095 (630 amino acids)
Biological process (GO): actin filament network formation; actin filament bundle assembly
Cellular component (GO): actin filament; cytoplasm; actin filament bundle
Molecular function (GO): actin filament binding; calcium ion binding
Source: RefSeq, a predicted model, not a curated record
CUCUCGUCUCUUCGGGUUGAGGCUCUUUGAGACACUCUUUGGGUUAGAGAAUGUUUCCAAGGGUGGCCCAGGCCUUGCAGAGCUUAUGUUUAUCAAGACACUGAAAUGUCAGCUAUGAAGCAAAAGCCACAUACCCAAUGAUGUUUUUUAGGAAAAGUUGUCAGAUAUAAAGUUAUCAGAAGGUAGUCUUCCAUAUCCCAAGAUGGAGAACAGUACCACAACCAUCUCUCGGGAGGAGCUUGAAGAACUACAAGAAGCAUUUAAUAAAAUAGAUAUUGACAACAGUGGGUACGUAAGUGACUAUGAACUUCAGGACCUGUUUAAGGAAGCAAGUCUUCCUCUGCCUGGCUACAAGGUGCGCGAGAUCGUGGAGAAAAUUCUAGCAGUUGCUGACAACAACAAAGACGGCAAAAUCAGUUUUGAAGAGUUUGUGUCACUGAUGCAAGAGUUAAAAAGCAAAGAUAUCAGCAAAACAUUCCGAAAAAUAAUUAACAAGAGAGAAGGGAUUACUGCUAUUGGAGGAACUUCAUCCAUUUCCAGUGAAGGCACUCAGCAUUCUUAUUCAGAGGAAGAAAAAGUGGCUUUUGUUAACUGGAUAAACAAAGCCCUGGAGAAUGACCCUGACUGUAAACAUCUUAUACCCAUGAAUCCCAAUGACGGCAGUCUUUUCAAAUCACUUGCAGAUGGCAUCCUUUUUUGCAAAAUGAUCAACUUAUCUGAACCAGAUACAAUCGAUGAAAGAGCCAUUAAUAAGAAAAAACUCACUCCCUUCACCAUCUCUGAAAAUUUAAACCUAGCUCUGAACUCUGCCUCAGCCAUCGGUUGUACAGUGGUCAACAUCGGUGCGCAGGAUCUGAAAGAAGGAAAACCGCAUUUGGUCUUGGGACUUCUCUGGCAGAUCAUCAAAGUUGGUCUUUUUGCCGAUAUUGAGCUUUCUAGAAACGAAGCUUUGAUUGCACUGCUGAACGACGGGGAGGACCUGGAGGAGCUGAUGAGGCUUUCUCCUGAGGAAUUGCUGCUGCGCUGGGUGAACUACCAUCUGACCAACGCGGGCUGGCGGACCAUCAGCAACUUCAGCCAGGACAUUAAGGAUUCCAGAGCCUAUUUUCACCUGCUUAAUCAGAUUGCUCCUAAAGGCAACGGGGAAGAUGGACCUGCCAUAGCUAUUGACCUUUCUGGAUUUAAUGAGAAAAAUGACCUGAAGCGUGCUGGAUUCAUGCUUCAAGAAGCAGAGAAGCUGGGCUGCAGGCAGUUUGUCACUCCGGCGGAUGUGGUCUCAGGCAACCCUAAGCUUAAUUUAGCUUUCGUAGCUAAUCUGUUUAACACAUACCCGUGCCUACACAAGCCUGAUAAUAAUGACAUCGAUAUGAACUUACUGGAAGGAGAGAGCAAGGAAGAGAGGACAUUCCGGAACUGGAUGAAUUCCUUGGGGGUCAACCCAUAUAUUAAUCAUUUGUACAGUGACCUUGCAGAUGCUUUAGUGAUCUUUCAACUCUAUGAAAUGAUUCGGGUGCCAGUCAACUGGAGCCAUGUCAACAAACCUCCUUAUCCUGCUCUUGGAGGGAACAUGAAGAAGAUUGAAAACUGUAACUAUGCCGUGGAACUUGGGAAGAAUAAAGCCAAAUUCUCCUUGGUUGGCAUUGCUGGGCAGGACCUGAAUGAAGGGAAUUCAACACUUACUCUGGCCUUGGUAUGGCAGCUGAUGAGAAGGUACACAUUGAAUGUGUUAUCAGAUCUUGGAGAGGGUGAAAAAGUAAAUGAUGAAAUUAUUAUUAAAUGGGUCAAUCAGACUCUUAAAAGUGCAAACAAAAAAACCUUUAUUUCCAGCUUCAAGGAUAAAUCUAUUAGCACUAGUUUACCUGUACUAGAUUUAAUAGAUGCCAUUGCACCAAAUGCAGUACGUCAAGAAAUGAUCAAGAGAGAAAACCUUUCUGAUGAAGACAAGCUUAAUAAUGCUAAAUACGCCAUUUCAGUUGCUCGAAAGAUCGGUGCCCGGAUAUAUGCAUUACCUGAUGACCUUGUAGAAGUGAAACCAAAGAUGGUUAUGACGGUGUUUGCAUGCUUAAUGGGAAAAGGACUGAACAGAAUAAAAUAAUGGAACAUUUAAUACAAUCCUCUGCCACAUCAAACACAUUGAACACCUCACAGUUUACAGAAUUCUGGAAUAUAGUGGGUAUAAAACCAGAAAUUAUUUGUAUGCUCAAAAUACUUACAUAGUCACUAAUGAAUUCGAUCCUGUUCAUUCUAGUUAGAAUUUGUCAACCUUGUUGGAUAACACAAUUCACUAAUCAAUACUGAUGGUAGAAUAUGUUCAUUUUCAAGCUGAUAUUUCAUGAUUAAAUUAUUUUUGGUUCCUGAAAGUCUUAUAAAACAAGACUAAUUUGUUCUUUUUCAUGGUUCAAAAAGAUUGAUAUAAAAAGAUUUUUGCAGGUCCUGCUGUGAAAUGUGUUUUGAUUUUUUUGUGUGUUAUUUAAUUUUGAUCAUAAAGGUAUUCAAAGUCAUGAUACACGUUAAUCCCUUUUCUUCCUCCAGCUGUGUAAAGUGGUCUGUAACUUUUCUGUAAAUUUCUAUGCUGUCUACAACUUUAAAGUGAUGGGUAUUGUUCUUUAACAUUAAACUUUUUUACAUGUGGGAACUAAUUACUGAAUAAGCCCCAAAGGUCACUGUGUUGUAUAAGUAGCAGAAGCUUUUUACUUUUAAUUUUAACUGCAUUGAUACUUUACAUGUUCUAGUGUGGUAAUACAUGAUAUAUAUAUAUACACACACACACACACAUGGCAGGAUGUUAUUAGGGUAAAAAAAUAUAUAUAUAUAUAUUUGCAUGGGAAUUACCCAGGCAUUCUUAAAUGGUGUAUAUAUAUUAUAUAUAUAAUUGGCCAACCAUUAAAUAUUUAUUUUGCCCCCACAAUGUGUGUAUCACUUCAGUUUAUGAAUAUCUGAUACAUUUAGCAAAUACUCAUUUUUGAGUGAGCAUAUAGUUAUCUUUCAACUGACUCCAAAUACGUGUAUCAAACAUUGGCAAGGCGUGCUGACACUCUUCUGUGAGCUUCAUAUUAUACUUGCUAGUUCACGUCUAUGCUGAAACCCAGUAUAAUUUAGAAUAAAUGAUAUUUAAUUAUUGAAUAGCUUAAGUAAAGGUAACAUAAAGCUAUUAUUCAACAGAGUAUUUUCAUAUUUUUUUCCACACAGCUUCCUGUACAUUGGCAAUGUGUGG